AUUCUUUUUAUAGCUAGAUUCUCUUUUUGAAAGAAAAAAAAUCUGAGCCCUACGGCUUAACACGACUUAACCGUAGGUGAAUAGCUACGGACCUACGGUUGACCUGUUCCCUAAACCGUCAUCCGCCCCACACUCAGCAAACCUUUCUCCCCACUUGCCGCAUCGGCGCCGCCGGGAUGAAGCGCUCCGCCGACGCGAUGACUGAGCCGGUGAAGCCUGUGUUCCUCACCAAGGCGGAGCGGGAGCGCCUCGCGCUUGAGCGCCGCCAGGCCGCCGUCUCCGACCAGCGCCGCACCGCGCUCGACCUCAUCCAGUCCCUGCCCCGGCCCCCUCCGCCGCCGACUUCCGGUGGUCCUCCCCCGUCCGGCUCCAACCCCGCACGUCGCGACUCCUCCAACUCCAACCGCGACUCCGACCGGGACAGGGACCGGGACCAAGACCGGGAACGCCGCCGCGACGACGACUCCCGCCGCGACCGAUAUCGGGAUCGAGAUCGAGAUAGGGACCGCGACCGAGAUGACUCCUCCCGCCGCGACAGGGACCGCGACCGGCGCGACCGUGAUAGGGACCGGGACCGGGACCGCGACAGGGAUCGCGGGGACCGGGAGAGGGACCGGCUGGAGAAGAUUGCGGAGCGGGAGCGUGAGAAGGAGCUCGACGCGAUCAAGGAGCAGUACCUCGGGUCCAAGAAGCCCAAGAAGCGGGUUAUCAAGCCCUCUGAGAAGUUCCGCUUCUCCUUCGACUGGGAAAACACCGAGGACACCAGCCGGGACAUGAAUGCACUCUACCAGUCGCCGCACGAGGCCCGGCUGCUCUUUGGCCGGGGCUUCCUUGCCGGCAUUGACCGACGUGAGCAGAAGAAGGCGGCAGCUGUGCACGAGAAGGAGACCCGUGCAGAGCUGCGGCGCAAGGCUGGUGUGGAGGACCGUCCGGAGGAUGAUGCGGUAGAUAAGAAGAAGGCUGCUGCUGCUGAAAUUUAUGAUGCUUUCGAUAUGCGUGUGGACAGGCACUGGUCCGAAAAGACACUCGAGGAGAUGACUGAGCGGGAUUGGCGAAUUUUCCGUGAGGAUUUCAAUAUCUCCUAUAAGGGUUCUCGCAUACCCCGACCGAUGCGAAAGUGGAGUGAAAGCAAGCUUGGCACCGAGUUGCUUCGUGCUAUUGACAAGGCUGGAUAUGAAAAACCGUCACCAAUCCAGAUGGCUGCCAUUCCGCUAGGUCUACAGCAGCGUGAUGUUAUUGGUAUUGCUGAGACAGGUUCUGGAAAGACUGCAGCUUUUGUACUCCCCAUGUUGUCUUACAUUACCCGAUUGCCACCCAUAAGCGAGGAGAAUGAGGCCGAGGGUCCCUAUGCCGUUGUUAUGGCACCUACUCGUGAGCUUGCUCAACAGAUUGAGGAGGAGACUGUGAAAUUUGCAACCUAUCUAGGCCUUAAAGUUGUCUCAAUUGUUGGUGGCCAGUCAAUUGAGGAGCAGGGUUUCAAGAUUAGGCAGGGCUGUGAGAUUGUAAUUGCCACACCUGGUCGGCUUCUUGAUUGCUUGGAAAGGAGGUAUGCUGUUCUCAACCAGUGCAACUAUGUUGUGCUCGAUGAGGCUGAUAGGAUGAUUGAUAUGGGCUUUGAGCCACAAGUUGUUGGUGUCCUUGACGCGAUGCCAUCGAGUAACUUGAAACCUGAAAAUGAGGAUGAGGAACUUGAUGAGAAAAGGAUUUACAGAACUACUUAUAUGUUCAGUGCCACCAUGCCUCCUGCUGUGGAACGUCUUGCUAGGAAGUAUCUCCGAAACCCAGUUGUUGUGACAAUUGGUACGGCUGGCAAGGCCACUGAUCUGAUCACCCAGAAUGUGAUCAUGGUGAAGGAGUCUGAGAAGAUGCCACGGCUCCAGAAGAUACUCACGGAUCUUGGAGACAAGACUGCCAUUGUGUUCUGCAAUACUAAGAAGACAGCGGACAUGCGCGCCAAGGAUCUGGACAAGGCAGGCUUCCGCGUCACAACCCUACAUGGUGGGAAGUCACAAGACCAGAGAGAGAUUAGCCUUGAUGGAUUUAGAAACCGUCGGUUCAAUGUUCUUGUGGCUACUGAUGUUGCAGGACGUGGUAUUGAUAUUCCUGAUGUUGCACACGUGAUUAACUAUGAGAUGCCUAGUUCAAUCGACACAUACACACAUCGCAUUGGAAGGACAGGUCGUGCUGGAAAGAAGGGAGUAGCAAGUUCAUUUUUAACUUACGAGAACACUGAUAUUUUCUUUGAUCUGAAACAGAUGCUUAUGCAGAGCAACAGUCCCGUACCACCUGAACUUGCAAGGCAUGAGGCAUCAAAAUUUAAGCCAGGCUCAAUUCCUGAUAGACCUCCAAGGCGAAAUGAUACAGUCUUUGCAAAUCAUUGAAGUAAUCUACCUUAGAAGAGACUGAAGAUCUUUGAACUAUUAUGAGCUCAACUUCUACCAGAUGGAGGGACCUAGUUUAGUAUUUAUGAGAGGGCAUAUAUUGUAUCAGAUCUUCAUUAUGGAGAUUGAUCAAUUGUGGUUCACAUUUCAUUUAUCUGAAGAGGUGCUGUUAAUUUCUUAUCAUUGCCUUUUGUGUUCCCGUUAUGUGGUUUAAUGUUUGAUUUUAUAGUUUCAUCUUGCUUGUGUUCAGAAUAAUAUGGUUUAAUGGUUAAGCAAUAUGCAUUAAACUUCUGAGCUUAUGUAGUGUCAAUGUUGUUGGUGCUUAAGGAGUAGUGUCGAAGUUGGUGCUAAAGGCAGUCGAAUCACUAGUUGCUGGUCAUUCUGGGUAGAACCGUGUAGCAAAAAGAUGCAUUUUCAUCAUCAGAUCUCAAAAUGAGACAUCUGCGAUUUGUCCAGUGAGUAAUUGACCAUCAAUGUGUGUGAUCUGUUCUAGGGAACUGAACAGAUGUUCAUGCAGAAUAACCUAAUAUGAUAUUUGUAGAUAGUGUAGCACAUAUUCUGCUUAAGAUUCAGUAGUUAAACUGUUUAUCAUGCUUUUAUAUUAGAUGCUCUGUGUGUUGGUCAUAUGCUUGUACUACAGUGUAAUAUCUUAUCUGUGGUGUUGCAUUGGAGCUCACGGUCCUAGAACUGUUAGGCACAAGAAUUUAUGUUAGGGAAUGCAUUUUGAUAGUCGAGACACCUCACACCUGCCGUCCAAAUCUCAGCAAAGGAUGGCAUACUUUUUUAUGACAGAUAUACGCCUUCUCAUAUUGCAGUGUUUGAUUAUGAGAUCACGCUGAAGUAGUGAAGUGAAGUAUGUUAAACUGUACUUGUGGGUGUUGAUUUUUGUCAAUUGUUGAAACCUUAGAGAGAAAUCUAUACGUCUAGAGAACUGUACUUGUGGGUGUUGAUUCUUGUAUGGUGUUGUGAAUCUGUUUUCUAUCUGAACUGUUGCAUUGCUUACUACUAGCUUGAUUUGAAAAUGGGUUGUAAUUACCGCUGUUUUCUUUGGAAUUUACUCCUAAUAGAUAAAAUUUAUCAAGUACCUUAUCUA
Messenger RNA from Zea mays, 3474 nucleotides. RefSeq lists its product as uncharacterized. Lineage: Eukaryota; Viridiplantae; Streptophyta; Magnoliopsida; Poales; Poaceae. Bases 177 to 2381 code for a protein of 734 amino acids. Gene Ontology annotation, molecular function: ATP binding; nucleic acid binding; RNA helicase activity. The transcript is spliced from 3 exons. The record is from RefSeq and is a predicted model, not a curated record.